This is a messenger RNA of Sus scrofa (pig), 4422 nucleotides long. NCBI's taxonomy places the organism in Eukaryota, Metazoa, Chordata, Mammalia, Artiodactyla, Suidae. The record is from RefSeq and is a predicted model, not a curated record.
CCAAGACAGUCUCACCUAGAUUUGGAAAGAAAAAAAAAAAAAAAAAACCAUAAAGGUACAGAAAAAGAGAUGAUGUCACUGGUACAAGGUUUUUUCAACUACCUUUUCUAUUUUCUGGGGGGUGGGCAUUAUCCAAGAUCUUUUGGUGAGGUGGUACCAAAUAGCUUUGAGAUUAUGUUAAAUAUGUACAGACCUGAUUGUUGUACUCUCAGAAAAGUGAUUUGAUCUCUACAGCAGUUAGGGAAGAAAGAAUUCCUAUUCUCCAACACUGUCAGAAAGACCACACCACGUUAAAAAUACACAGGGAGUCAAAAUCAACUGGAGAAGCACAAGAAAUAAUGUGGCCAAAAUUCUGAUACCACCAGAAGUCAGUUAAAAAAAACCAAAAAAACAAAAAACUCUUCCAUGGAAAACCAUCCCAGUGGGUAAGUAGAGCUAAAUGACAUCAACCAGUGCCCCAGGGGAAAAAAACAAAAAAACACACUCUUUUUUUUUAGCCUUGAUCUAAAGCCAAUAUCUUCUAAAAUGAGCAUUGAGUCUACAGAUACCUUCUGAACACUCAUUAUAUGCAAGGUAUAAUGCUUGACAUUGUGAGAAAAAAAUCCUAGAAGUUAGACUCAGUGCCCUAAAAAGGUCUAUUCAUCUAUCAGGUUGUUAAAUAAAUUUUGUGUAAAUUCAGAGUGUUUUAAAGGCACAUGUUUGCCAAUUCAGGAAAUGACACCCCUUUAGUCAAGACUAAAUAGGGCUGUUUUAUUUGGGUCCAUUAAGUGGAUGCUGGUUUUGGUUGGCCAACAUGACGUGCCCACUUUUUCAGCAUCUUCCAUGACAGUGGACAGCUGAUGAGAGCUUACCUGAUCCCUGAGACAGUUGCACUUGCAAAUUGGACACAAACUUCUGUCCUAGAUGGUUUCAUGGGCCGGAAAGGCGGAGAAGCUGGUGGCUAUUUUUCAGAGUGCUGUGAGUGAGAGGGGAGAGCCUGGGCCAAGGAGGCUGAAGCUGUGGCUUCCAGGUCUUGCUGCACAGGAUUUUCUGGAGAAUAUGCUGACAGGCUUAGUAAUAAAGGAUGGAAGAAUCAAAUAAGGAGAAGAACGAGUUGGUUGGGGCUGGGGCUCAAAGGAGUCAGUCCUGAUAGCAGUCUAUUAGCUAAUUAAGCCACCCACUUAAAAAAAAUCUGAGAGCAUCCAAAGCAUUCAAGCAUGAGAGCUGAAACCACAAGAAAAGAACAGCAUGUGCUAGAAGGAAAUUUGAAGGUUGACAAUUUAUGUUGAGGGCGAAUUUGAGUGAGUGAAAUUUUACUUCUGAGCAGAAUUCAUUUGUAAGUCUGAGAAAGUGAACUGGUGAUGGUCUCUCUCUAGAACACUGAAGGGUCCAAGAGUGAAGGCUUAAUAAAUGGCCUAAGAUACAUUCACUAGUGUAGUGUAAUUCUCAAAUAGACUUUAAAAAAAAAAAAGAAUAACCUCUCCUCUCUGAGAAGCUGCUUGAAUUAUACAAAAUUCAAAGGUAGGGUGAUAUCUGUGAAAAAUGGGAAACAAGAAAGUGCCUGGGUUGCCCUAAAAGUGAAUUGCAAAGAACACUGGAGGAGGAGAAAGAUUAAAGAGGAACCUAGAAAGGACAGGUUGACUAACUGGACGAAACCCACCAGCAGGGAGGCCAAAGUCCUCUGUGGUACCUGUCUCUGCUAACAAAUAUCCAAGCAACGUUAGAAAAUUCACCCUCUUUCCUUUUUUGCCUUGACUGUCAAGAAGCUCAAAGCUGCUUUUCAAACUUUAUCUCAUCAAGACACAUGCAGAAUAUUAUCAUAUUCUAUGGCAGACUGAGGUUUAAAAAAAAAGUCUGUGAUAGGGCCAGAGACUGAGGGCUCUAGAGAAUGGGCAUCUACCAAGGAAUAUCCAUAUUCCAUCAGCGGCAGUUCAAUGAGGUUCUGAAAUGUGAAUUGACUUAUAGGGGUGUGUGUGUAUGUGUGUGUUUGUGUGCAUAUACAUAAAACAUCCUAUAUAUUCCCUAUAUAUCCUAUAUAUUAUUUAUUGGACUAUUAUAUGUCAAUUCUAGGCCCAUAUGUUGGUCUAUAUUUUCAUUGUAUUAUUUCCUCAUAGUACAUGUCUUUAUAUCUCUUAUUUCUCUUUGCAAAACUUUCUUUGAUUUUAAUGGCAAACUUCCUCAAUUAUUCUUUAGGUAAAAUGUGGAGCACACAUUUAAAGAUGUGUCUUAUUUGUAUGUUUACUGUGUUCCAGGCACUAUACUUUAUUUCUGGAAGACCACAGCAAUACUGCCUAUCUCUUGGCAGUGUGACAAACCCAGCUCUUCUAAGGACUGGAUGAAAUCAGUUGGAGUAAAACAUUUAGCCAGUACCUGACCGACGUUGCAAGGGGUAUCUGGAGCUUUCAGCGAGCCGGCGGGGAUAGCUCCUCACUGGGAACACUGAAACGCUGGGAACACCUUUACUGUCAGAUUUCCUGCGCUGAGAGCCUCUGUACGCUGCCGGGGACCUGCAAUUAGUUCUCUCUGCAAAAGGUUAUUUUGUGAAUCGCUGCUGGUGAAAUCAGUACAGCGCGAAUGGAAGGAAAAGAUCUGAAAUACGCAAGGUACGUUACUUUAAAAAGUUUUUUUUUUUUUUAAAUGCAGUUACACGUGUGUCUUUAUUAAAACGCAAGACAGUUUUAGGUAUGCACUGAAAAAUACAAAUAAUUCUGCAUUUGAUUGCAAAGGGGCUCUUUUCGAUGGUGAUGUAAAUAUUCUCCAUCUUUUUUGGGAGUGGUGAUGACCUAUGAAUUGAGUUGUCAAAACUCGUAGAAACUCUACGCUGAACCUCUGUGCAUUGUAUUCGGUAAAUUGUACGUCAAUUAAAAAAUCAGAACAUAAUCCUGCAGUUACUACGUGCCAUUGCGUAAUUACAUACAUAAACACCGACUAAAUGCAGCUGUAGGUGUAUAUUUAUAGCAGCUAAGCGAGACUCUGUGGGGUUAUUUAUUUAUGCAAGCUCUGAGAAGCCGGGAAAGGGAAAAGAGGCUUCUGACAUCACAUGGGGCGGGGCCGAAAGCCCUAAGAAAAGUACGUAGGACCAGAGCAGCAGCUGCCGCCAGACACAAUCUCACCAUGAGCGGCCACAACAACUCCGAGCUCCUCGUCCUCUGCAGCUCCGGCCAGCUGUUCCUGCAGCCCCUCUGGGACCACCUGAAGACCUGGGAGACCCUCAUCCAGUCGCCCUUCUUCCCAGUCUUCUUCUCCAUCACCACCUACUUGGGCUUCUGCCUGCCCUUCGUGGUACUGGAUGUCUUGUGCCCGUGGGUGCCCGCGCUGCGGCGCUACAAGAUCCACCCGGACUUCUCGCCGUCGGUGUGGCAGCUGCUGCCCUGCCUGGGGCUGACGCUCUACCAGCAUGUGGUGUUCGUGUUCCCGAUGACUCUGUUGCACUGGGCAGCAAGCCCGGUUCUUCUGCCCCCAGAAGCCCCCGAGCUGCUCCAGCUGGUGCGCCACAUCGUGCUGUGCCUGCUGCUCUUCGACACCGAAUUCUUCAUCUGGCAUGUGCUGCAUCACAAAGUGCCUUGGCUGUACCGGACCUUCCACAAGAUGCACCACCAGAACUCGUCCUCGUUCGCACUGGCCACACAGUACAUGAGUGUCGGGGAGCUACUUUCUUUGGGUGUCUUUGACAUGGUGAACAUCAUGCUGCUCCGGUGCCACCCGCUCACCGUCCUGAUCUUCCACGUGAUCAACAUCUGGCUGUCGGUGGAGGACCACUCCGGCUAUGACUUCCCCUGGUCCACUCACAGACUAGUACCUUUCGGGUGGUAUGGGGGCGUGACACACCACGACCUACAUCACUCCCAGUUUAACUGCAACUUCGCCCCUUACUUCACACACUGGGACAAAAUACUGGGAACGCUGCGGUCUGCUCAUGCCAAGUAACAUCCACCCCUCCCAGGCGCUCAGAUCCUGUGCAUUUCACACUUGAAUCAGCAGAGACACUUGAUGUGUUUUGUUUUGUUUUGUUUCUUUCAGUCAGUAACUUAUUAUCUGAUAGAAAUGUAUGGGAAAAACCUGUAUUUUUUCACAGUUUGAUAAAGUAAUUUAUAUAAAGUUUGUAUAUAAACAACUGUAUUCUUGAUGUAGAAUUCUAGCUAACUUCAAUAGCCUUGAUUUCUGGUGUAAAGUACCCAAAAAUCACUGUCAUAUUUAAAUGAUCUCUAAAAAGAUUUGUUUGUAGAACAAGGAAUUUACUAUGUUUGACAGUGUCCAAGAACUAGGCUAAAAUAACUUUUUUAUGGAGAAUCUCAUCUCUGACUCUGUAAACAAUGAAACAUGUUCCUGCUGGACAGUGACCAAGAUUAUUAUACUUUUUUCUAUGUUUUCAUAGAACUGUAUAUUUAUAUUGAAAGAAAUGUUAUUUGUGCUUAAAAAAAAAAAAAAAAAACACAAACCAAA